AUGAACGACCCACUGGAAUGGUAUUACGAGAUACCGAUUGUAUCGCGGCUGUACUUGACAGGGUCCUUUCUUACGACGACGGCCUGUGCGCUGGAUCUAGUGUCACCUUUUUCACUAUAUUUCAACUUUAACCUGAUUUUCUUUAAAGGACAAGUAUGGCGACUAGUGACAAAUUUUCUGUUUUUUGGGCUAUUUAGCCUUGACUUCCUAUUCCACAUGUACUUUGUUGUUCGUUACUGUCGACUUCUAGAGGAAGGAUCAUUCCGGGGUCGGACAGCGGAUUUUAUCUACAUGUUGCUGCUGGGCGCCGCAUUUAUGAUUUUAGUGGCACCUUUUGUGAACAUUCACUUUCUGGGAUCGUCAUUGACGUUUAUGAUGGUGUACCUCUGGGGUCGACGUAACGAGCACGUGCGGAUGAGCUUCCUCGGUCUGUUCCCAUUCACGGCACCCUACCUACCUUGGGUGCUGUUUUCCUUUUCUAUUCUGUUAGGAAACAGCGCCACAACGGAUCUGAUCGGCAUUAUUGUUGGGCAUAUCUAUUAUUUUUUGGAAGAUGUCUAUCCUACUAUCGCAAGCAUACGAGGCUGGAAAACUCGACGACCUCUUGCUACCCCACGUUUUAUCCGCUACUUAAUUGAUCCACGUCCUGUAGCAGUUAACAACGAACCGAUUUUAAAUGAUUUCGGUGGCGCCGAACAUCACUUACACGCCGAUGUUAGAUUGCAAUCGUGA
Messenger RNA from Plasmopara halstedii, 732 nucleotides. Its product is annotated as Predicted membrane protein. Gene Ontology annotation, biological process: endoplasmic reticulum unfolded protein response. The coding region runs from base 1 to 732 and encodes 243 amino acids. Gene Ontology annotation, molecular function: ubiquitin-specific protease binding; misfolded protein binding. The record is from RefSeq and is a predicted model, not a curated record. Gene Ontology annotation, cellular component: endoplasmic reticulum membrane; Hrd1p ubiquitin ligase ERAD-L complex. The transcript has 7 exons. Lineage: Eukaryota; Oomycota; Peronosporomycetes; Peronosporales; Peronosporaceae.